Molecule: messenger RNA, 573 nt
Organism: Dracunculus medinensis (Guinea worm)
Lineage: Eukaryota; Metazoa; Nematoda; Chromadorea; Rhabditida; Dracunculidae
Source: the annotation of a GenBank genome assembly
AUGGGUAUUUUUAGUCAGUUGACAUCUGUGCUUGGACUGGGCAAAAAACAAGUGAAUAUUUUAGUGGUUGGACUUGAUAAUAGUGGGAAGUCAACAAUUUUGAAUUAUAUGAAACCAAGCGAAGUUCAGUCCACUCAUCUGGUUCCUACUGUCGGAUUUAACAUAGAUAAAUUCACAAGCAAUAGAUUAAAUUUUGUAGCUUUCGAUAUGUCAGGUCAAGGCCGCUAUAGAAAUUUAUGGGAGACAUAUUACAAGGAAACUGAAGCAAUUGUAUUUGUUGUUGAUAGCAGUGAUCACUUAAGAAUAGCUGUUGCUAGAGAUGAACUCUGGUUAAUGUUGGAUCAUAAAGAUCUUGCUACAAAGCAGAUUCCCUUGUUAAUCUUCGCCAAUAAAAUGGAUGAAAAAGGCUCACUGGUAGCUUCAGAAGUGAGUCGAUAUAUGGGUCUUGAUUUGAUUCGGAAUCGAAACUGGUACAUUUGUGCUUCCUGUGCUAUUACUGGAGAGGGUUUGCCUCAGGGUUUCGAAUGGCUUGCGCAAAAUGUUCGAAAUGAAUGUAAAAAGCAAAAUUUCUAA